AUGUCUCUUAUUGGCCAUGUUUUCAAAAAAGUUCUCAGCAAGAAUAUCUCCUUCUACAUUGCCACUUCUGAGAACGGUUACAUACGGCUCCCUGACUUAAUCGACCGAAGUGGCGACCACUACGCCCGACCAACAUCUGCUGCAAGACGGAUCAACAGACUCUUCCUACGCACCUUGAUAAGCCUCAUUAUGGAGCUGCAAAAGCUACCGGGGGACGAAAAUCGGAUCUUGAAUAAUCUCGCCGCGGCCUCUUACCUCGCCGGUGCGCAGGCACAAAAUGAAGACCUUUUGCUCAGGCAGCCAACUGCCCUACGCCAAUAUGGACCUGCCCAAAUUGCUUUCUCACGAACAAGCUCAAGGCUUCCUCUCCACGCUUCCCCAAACACACCACAACACCUGCUUUUGCAGCAUCCGGUGAACUCCGUCCCACAACCAGGUGAUCAUCUACGCCCUCUCUCACACACAAGGCUUUCUUGCACUCUCUCUCAAAGCAAGAAGAAGAAGAUGGCCGCCAAUAACACCGCCCAGCCCACCGCGGCCGGUCAAGUCCCCAACGGCCAAGCCCCAAGCCCUCUGGGCACAUCUCUGGGAAAUUGCGGACACCGUAUACCCAGACCCGGGUAUUCGAGUGGUGGUGCAAGACUGGAUCGAGCGGACCGGCGAGCUGGAGGGCAUGUAGUCCACGGUGGAAGCACUCACCAGCUUGAUCUAGCAGAUCGAGGCUGGCGGAGUCGACCAAUGCUUCGCAAAGUACCUGUCCGGGCUCCGUUUACAGCCACAGGAGUCCGAUUACGAGCUGUACUUGCUGGAAGUGGAGGUUCGAAGCCUCAGCAUCUUGUAUCGAAACUCGAUAGGGAUGACGGGUGGCGGCCCGGGCAGGCGCAAGGGGACGAGGAUGAGCAGGUAGCACUGAGAGAGGAUUAUGAGGAAGAGGAGUACUGUGACGAUGGGGAUGAUGAUGAGAGUGGAAUCAAGGACGAGAGCGAGUGGGAGAGCCAGAUCUAA
Molecule: messenger RNA, 1005 nt
Organism: Penicillium subrubescens
Lineage: Eukaryota; Fungi; Ascomycota; Eurotiomycetes; Eurotiales; Aspergillaceae
Exons: 5
Coding region: 1-1005 (334 amino acids)
Source: RefSeq, a predicted model, not a curated record